AUGAUUUAUAUUUCCGUAAUUUGUGCAUGUUGCAUCUUCGGCCAAGUGUUAGCAGAAGUCAAUAUGACUAUAAACUAUUCUGGAUAAUAAUGGAGACAAAACAACAAAAACAUUCAUGUGCUCGAAUGAUUCCAAUACGUUGCAUGUUCAAGUAUUCGAUACUGUUUACUUCAAUUUAAUAAGCAACUUGUACAUGAACUAUUUUUGGUGUUAUAAUGGCAAAGGGCAAUUUACCUUAAAGGGCGAUGAUUACAAGAACAUGACUUCUGCACUGUUUCAAGUAACGGAUACUUUGGCAGGACAAUGGAAUUGUUCGAUUUAUACGAAGAAAGACGUGAAAUAUAUUGAGAACAGGAGCGUUAACUAUUUAGGUCAUAAUUACCUGAAAUUUACAUGUCAAAUGACAUUAUAUGUAAAACACAAGCUCUUAUUGACAAUUUUUAGUGCGAAAGACAAACGUUUUACGCAAGAGCACUUUAAAAAUGGUGUCUACCAUUACAAAGAGGGUGAUCACUUCACCUUUUCCUGUAGUUGCCUUUCUGUUAAGAGCAGUGUUCUACCGAAGGGAACAUCACUUAGAAUUUUUCAAAUGCGUGAACCUCCAAAAAUUACGUUGGCAGGCGGGAAAGGAAAAUUUUAUGAAACAUCGGUUUCUAACUACAUUUACGAAGGUACAACGAAUGAUACCAUAACUUCUUUGAUUUGCUCGAGGAAACAAACUGAUGGAUCUUUACAGUGGGUUUUCUGUUCUAACAAAACAGAUGACACCUGUAUGACGACUGUAAAGAACAAACAAAGCCAAACUAUUACACUUGACAAUUUUUACCUCUCGCCAGAACUGAAUGGUACAGACGUUAAGUGUAUCUAUACGAGCCCAGUGGGUGAUCAAUCUAAAUCUACAAUCUCACUCAAUCUAACUGAGGAGAACCACCACAAUAAAGGUAGCGCCCUCAUCGUUAUCGGAUACGUAUCUGCUGUACUGGGAUCCGUUUGCAUCGGAGCAUUGUCACUUUACUUCGGUUGCCGUAGAAGAUGUAGAGGCACAACACUGAAUAAUACGAUAAACAGACCUUUACCGGAAGUCCCGCCACGGUCUGUGGAUGAAACCAACAACGGCAUAGAAUUAGGUGAACAUGUAUACGGCACCAUAGACAACGCUGAAGGGGACUAUUCGUAUGUAAUAAUUGACAGAAGAAAUCCUGAAGACUACGGGAUUCCACGAUAA
Molecule: messenger RNA, 1225 nt
Organism: Chilo suppressalis (striped riceborer)
Lineage: Eukaryota; Metazoa; Arthropoda; Insecta; Lepidoptera; Crambidae
Source: the annotation of a GenBank genome assembly